UUUCAUGCAAUACAAGUCUCAACCAUCAUUAGAACAACAUGCUUUUAUUAACAGUGUUAGUAAUUACUUGGACAACAAUUAUCAAUCAAGUUUAUUCAGUGAUGCCCAUUGAUCUUCCAUUGGAUAUUGAAGAUGGUAACUGGCUGAUAAAAGCAAAGCUUAGAGACAGAGAUAGCUCAUUGGACAUCAAUGUCGAUGAAUACAUUCAAUCUACAAAUGGAACAAUAAGAGGCAAAAUAGUAGUCAAUAUUGACGGCUACUUGCCAUUUGAUGUAUUUUAUACAAGCGAAAAUCAAUACGAACGAUUAGUUGUUGUUGGAGCUUCAUGUACCUAUUAUGUGUAUCGCAAAAAUGGUAACGGCUGGAAUCAUGCCAGAAGUGCGUUAGGCGAUAGCCUAGCCAAUCAUUUGUUAUUGGUUGGACCUUCAGUUAUAUUCAGAAUAAAUAAUUUCGCACCUGUCUGGAAAUCACGUGAAGAUGUUGUUAUUAGGGGCGGUAAACAGCAUACUGCGCGCGUGGAUCUUGAUCUACAUCUCAAUGUUUGGUUCUACUACAGAGGCAAUAGUCUCGAGGGAUUGAAAAGACCAACAAGGGCUUUCUUUACUGGUUAUGACCCCAAAUCGGAAGUUCUAACAGAAGGUAGAUUUUGGUACGAUUUGUAUAUCAUAUCUCGAGUUGAACAAAAUUUUGGUACUAUUGUUACGCCUGAGCCUGGAAUAGUUUGUGAUAAAUACUUUAGUGACUCUUCAACCAAAGCCAGAGUAUCUUUUCCAAAAUUAACUCAACAAGCAAUACACUUUUUUGCCAGAACCAAAAUUUUGAAUGCAGGACCAACGAAAAAGGAAGAAGUUUAUGCUGAUGAAAAGAAUCAAAUCUUGAGAAUCAAAAGUUCAACUUAUGGAAAGGAUAAUGAAAUCAUGACAACUGAAAGCAUUUAUGAUUAUCAAUUAGGACUUGUAUACGAAUUCACAGAGACAGGAAAUUGUUCAGUUACUCCAAUGAGUCUAUCAUCACCUGGUAUAGUUGAAGAUUCAUCAUUGAGUUAUGGCAACUAUAAACUUGAUUUGAAUCGAUUGCUCAACUUUGAUUUGAAUUAUCGUUACUUGGGACCAGUACUCUUUGAGGAUCGAGAAGAGAUCGGAGUACAUGCAUGGGAAAUACUCAAUAAAGACGCAGAGUUUGGUGGUAAAACUUAUCCAAACGUCGUUACAACUCAGUAUUUCAGUAAAGCAACAAAUGGACAAACUGGUUAUACACUUGUUGGUACAAUAUCGAAAGCAUAUGACAAAGAUAAAAAAAUGAUUGCUGGCCUUACAAAAAGUUACUUCAAUUUUGGUUAUGAGAUGAGUUCGUCAGAUAGCAUGGAAAAGUUUACAGUUAAAGAUUGUUAUUCCGAUCCAAAAGCCAAAAAAACAAUAGCAUUCUUCUUCACUUGCGAAGAUACUCCUUGUGAUAACAUCAACCAAUAUUAUUAUCAAAUCCAAGAUAAAGUUAAAGAAGCACUCGUAAACACUGGAACAAUUUCAGUAUCAAGAAUCGCAAAUAUUGAACCAAUAAUUAGUUCUAAGGAGAUAAUUAUUUAUGUUACGAUUUCGGACAUUCCAACAAUAAAAAAUGCAUUCAAGAUGCAAAACAUGAAAUUAGCUGAGAAAACAUUAACAACUUCGUCAAGAGUUAUAAUUGAUGGCGAUGAAGAAGCUUGUUUGAGGACGAAUUCAUAUAAAUAUGAGCCAUUUACAGCCAUUGCAUUCUGUAAGACUGAGAAUGGCAAUAUAUGUCAGAGAAUCGACGAAGAUGAAGUGAAACUCGUUGAAGAUAAGGAUAAUGGAAUUCCUUGUUCAGUUUUCAUGACACCAUUGAAGAAUAUUUAUCGUUAUAGCCGAGAGUUACCUUUAGAAAAUAUUCACUAGAAACUCGCUCACAUUGAAAUCUCAUUAACUUCACCCAACAACAACGAGGUGUUCAAAUUGACUCCAUACCAAGUGACAGAUGUAACCAAAGUCCAUGACGAUGUAUACGAUUCAUUAUAUGAAACGAUGAUUCAAAACACAAAACUAAUUGAAGAUAAACUCAAUACAAUUCAAGUCGAUGGCACUAUUGACUUAAAUUCUUGCCAUCGGAAAUGUAUUCAGUCAGCUGAGAAUAAUUGUCAAUCUUUUUCGUUUUGCACUUAUGCUGAUAGAGUUGAAUGCUUUGUAUCGACAAAUUCAAAUGGUAAAAUGGUGAAUGAUGCAUCUUGUAAAACUUAUUUAAUUGCUAAUCUAGCGAAAUAUAAGAAAAUUUCGUUCAAAAGAUUUAAAGAUAUUGAUGAUUCAGUACCAUUCGAGAGUUCUCUUGAAAAAUGUGCUUCUAUUUGUUCCAAUUCCGAGUCAUGUAAAUCAUUUCAAUUUUGUUCUGGUUCAUGUACUUUAGCAGGUUAUUAUACUGAUGAAACAAGCGUUUAUAGUGAAAGUUGCGAUAUUUAUAUUCCAAAAGUAUUGGACCGGUUUGAAUUAACUGGAAAAUCGAUCGUAACAGACGUGUUCCACACUGAAGUGAACCUCAAUGCUGACCAAUGCGCCUCUCUCUGUUAUAAUUGGAACGAUAAUGAAGAUGUUUGUCAAUCUUUCAAUUUUUGCCCAGCACAUGGUAAAAUACCAAGUCUAUGUCAUUUAUCAAAACAUUCAAUACAUGAUGCUGAUGAGAAGCUGAUUCACUCUGAUACUUGCCAAAACUACGAAAGGAUUAAACAGAGUGAGAACGAGCAACGAAAUACUGAGGUUAUCUCUAAAGUUACACACCCUGGGCAAAUUUUUGGAAUAAUCUUAGUUUUCGUUACCACUGGACUAAUUUCAGGAAUUGUUGUUGCAAUUGCGUAUCUCAAAAUUUUUCCUGUUAAAAGCAAUGCAUCUGAAAUCUACAAUCGUAACACUUUCAGUUGGACUAAGCAACUAAACGAUGAAAGACAAUCUGUGUAUGGUGAUGGUUCUUUGCAAAUGUCAUCUGAUUAUGCUAUUCCUGUAAGUGAAUGACUACAAUAAAAAAUAUUGAUAUCAACCA
Messenger RNA from Tetranychus urticae (two-spotted spider mite), 3039 nucleotides. RefSeq lists its product as uncharacterized. Lineage: Eukaryota; Metazoa; Arthropoda; Arachnida; Trombidiformes; Tetranychidae. The record is from RefSeq and is a predicted model, not a curated record.